UCGUGUUGUUAGUUGAUUGUUUGGUUAGAAAGUGCCCCCGACGAGUAGGCUACCCGCGCGACGCUGCGCCUAAUUCGAGUUUCAGCGGGUCCGUGUUGUGUGUGUUGUGGCUCGAAGGAUUAUUGUGUCCCUUUGGUUAGCUGCUCCGUGCACGAGUCGAUAUAGUUUAUUAGAGACACCGUCACCCACGGCCAGGACGAACGUGACCUCUGAGCUCUGAACCGGAGUGAGAAUUUCGCGAGUUGGAGUGCUUCUGAGCGGAGGAUAUUCGACACGAUGACCACGGCGCGUUCGUUAGCCUUCACCGAUUUCGAGGAGAGCAUCGUCUUCGACAUCGACGACCCGGACUUCGAAAACGGGAACGUCGGCGUGACGUCCGCCAACCACCCCCUCCCCCACUCGCACACCCUCACCACCAACCUCAACAAAGUCUUCUCGUUCACCGUCGGAGGAGUGUCAGCCAUGUCUUUGACGAGCCUUCACCCCAGCAGCUCCCUGUCCGACAGGAGCCAAAGCUACAACAGUAUUUGCUCCCUGGACGAGCUCAACGGCUACUGCAACCCUGCCGACCAUGUGCUCUCUAUCGAGGAACUCCGGCUUCAGCUCAACUCUUGCUUCACAUGUGGAGUGAGCUGGGUUGAUGAUCAUGUAUCACUAGACUGUUCUGAAUGUGGUGGAUACUCGCUGGAGCGACCUUGCCCUCUGUGCAGUGGAAGAUGCUCAUCAGUUUGGAAGAGAGAUCUUACCAUGUCACAUGCAAGUGGGCGCGCCAAGUGGGAAGGCAAGUGUAACCUGCAGGCAGAAAAAGCAUCCGACUCACAAUUAGUCCUUAAACCUGUGGCUCUCACCACCUCGAGUUCAGACUCCAACCUUUGCAGCCGGUUCGAGAAGUUGAGCGCAAGUUCGUGAGGUUCCACUGCAACCAAACGCAAAGAGCUCAAGUCUUCCUCCUCUUCGUAACGGUAGCCGCAGCGCAAAAUCGAAGGCUGAAAUCGCCCAACGGUUCAGUUCCUGGCACUGUGACGAUACGAAAGGAUCAAGGAAGGAAUUUUGUGAUUAGGAAUCGAAUACGUAUCAAGUGCAAUCACUUUUUGUUUCCACUAGUUUCUAAUCUGUGUAUUUUGUAAUUAUUUUUUGUUCUCGAGUCAGCAGGGUGGUUUUUUCUGUUGCAUUCGUACACCCGAUGGAUGUCGGAAACCCAUCAAAAAUGUCUCUGGAAGGCAUUAGUGUCGUCAUUACUAUUCAUUUUAUUCAUCAAAACAGCACGGAACUUUCUGCUCUUGAUAGUUUUAGUCCAAGCAGUCUUAAUGAUAUUAGGACUAAUCAUAUAAUUUUGGUGUAACAGACAAAAAACCUUUCUGCUAAUUGAGUUGUUUCCAAGAAUUUUACCGUCCUUACUAGUGCUGCCACAGUUAGGAAAUUUUCUAGGCUCUUUUUAUUAGUUUCUCUAGUGAAUAGCUUCACUAAAUUCCAUCAAGAUUUGUGUUGCAAAUUGAUGUCUGAACUUUGAGAGCACAUGUCUCAACUAUUGAUGUUGCAAAUUUUCAAAUGUAAAAUUGGGUUCUUUUCAUGAGGAAAAAAAUAAUCCAAGAGUGUAAAUUUUGAAAUAUGUGUUCUGAGAGUUCAGCCGUUGAUAUGAGCUGCAGCACUUGAAAAAAAGUUAAAAUGCAGACAGAGAGAAAACUGCACUCUCCAGUCCAACCCAAUGAGGUCAAAUUUUUUAGCGCUGAUAUGCUGCAGCCUCCAGGUCAAAUUCAUCAUUCAAUGAGCUUACAAAUUAGCGAUACAUUAGUACAAUUAUUGAAACUUGUAAACUUUAGUAAAAUUUGUAAUUACAGUCUCUACGCAAUUUUGAAUGGGUGAAACUCUUUGAUAGAGAAUUUUUCAUUGUUGAUUAGCAUAAUACAUUCCUCCCAGAUCGGAAGAUGUAACAAAUAAAAAUUAGAAAAUCCAAUUGGUGGAAUCUCCUCCUUUGUGUAAAUUUUUAUCCUCAUCUGUGAUUGCAUUUUUGGUACAUGCUCAACUCUUUAAACAUUUUGGAAACUUUCUCAAAAUUUUGGUUGCAACCGAACCUCAGUCGGUUCCUAAAUUUUAGGGUCUGAAUUCUUUGGCAAGCGCUCGCUUUUAGAGAAUCGUGGUGAAUUUCAAGCUGAGUUUGUAAAUUUGAACCAAAGUAUUAGAGCCAACUUUGCAUGAAAGAAUUUACCUGUGAUCCCUCAGAAUUUUGGUAUUAUGCUAUGGUGAAUUGUAGCACAUGUCACUGGAAGUAUGCAUUUAUCUCCGAGAUCAACUAACUAAAAAUGGCAACUUGUUUGCAUUUUUGCACUGUUAGUAUUAUCUCUUGUUAAUUGCCUCUAGUGUCAUUUACGUUUUACAAUUAGCACCAAAAUUCUAGUUGUUUUCCUCUUUCAUGAAAGCUGCCUCACUAAUCGUUGCUCCUCUAUGUAGGGGCGUAUCUCAAUUUCCAUGCAAGCCCUGUAGUCCAUGUAACUUCAUGCUUUUCGGGGCUCACGUUAAGAUAUAGAUAUGCUUUUACAUCAGAGGAACCAUGUAGUAUUCGGAUGAGAAAAGUUGUGGCACUAGCAGUCUGUAUGGAGUGGGAAGCUGCCAGUCACCCACUAGAAUUUUGUAAUAUUCAAACAGCUUUAGACGUAAGGUCCAAAAAUUUUGGAUUAUCUUUGCUGCUAUACCUUUUCUCUAGUAAGUUGCGCAACUCAUGUUCAUAGUUUUUCUCUAUUUUUCCCAACCACUCCAACAGACUUGUAAGAGAAAAAAUGAUAAUGCCCUCAACUUUUCAAGAUUUUCCGCCUAAAUUUUCAACGAGUUAGUUUUGAUGAAAGGAGUGCCAUUCAAACUUCAUAGCCUAUCCAAGAUUUUGGUGAAAAUCAUGAAAAAUUUGUUCCUAAAUAAGAUCUGCGUAACUGCAGCCGAAGAUUCUAUAUAUGUUAUCCUCUCCGACUAUCUAUUCUCUGAACAUAAUAAUGCAAAGUAAGUGUUGCACAAUUGCACCUUUCAAUCGUUGUUAAAAUGCAUUUUUACCUGUAAAUUAUCAUUUUCAUUCAGUGAUUAAUUUUUUUUUCUGAAUUUUUAAAAGUGCGUUCCAAGCACCUUCCUCCAUUUUCCUUUUUUUUAAAGAGACCUAGAGUUUUAUCCGUCAAUGUGCUGGAUGUUUUUCGGAGCAGCAUUUUUCCCCCUCGCAGAGAUGCUUUUAAUUAUUUUCUUUCCCCCAUUUUUUCCCUAAUUACUUCUAUGUCUAAUUUUCUGGCUGCUAAGUUACUGCAUUCCAACUGUCAGUUGUCGUAAGUUUUGUAUAUUCAUGCAGUAAAGAGUUAUAAUCUAUUCCGCAGGAAACACACUAUGUAUCCGUACUUUUUAUAUUAUUUAUUUUCAAUAUUUAUUUUGUAAUAUGACGAUUGUGUCAAAAGGCUCAGCCUUUCUCUUUAUUUCUUAUUUCUUGUACGCUAUUCAAACUGUUCGUUCUCUCCGCCAAAUUUCUGCCUCUCACAAAAGAAAAUCCUUAAACGCUGUUUCAAAGGCUCCUAUGUAUCAUCUGUAAAUAGUGUAUAGGUAUUCUCCCUCUUUAGAUGUAAGGUUUUAUUUACAGUAAAGAACCGAAAAUUUCAUUCUGAAUGUCAUUAUAAAUGAGGAAAGUGUAUAAAUUGUAUCAUCAACUAGAAUCUGUCUUUCUUGCCGAAAUGAAAGACGCAUGUGAGUAACUACACUUAAAAAGUGCUGUGUCUCAGCUAAGAUCUUUCUGUUUGAUUACCUUAUAUAAAUAUCUGUCAAUGAAUUCUUCAAACGUUUUAUUUAUCAUUUUUUCUUUGCAGAUUUAAAAUAUUGCCCUCAAAAUCAGUCAAUGAAAAGUCCUUGAUUUACCAAAUCCCAGCAAAGAAAAUUGUCAAUGCUGAGCAUUCCUCAAUGUGUCUCCUCAUAUUUUUCUGUCAUUAUAUUUCAAAUCUGCUUUUCAUGCUUUUGUUUCUUUACAAUUUAUUUUUGUCAUUUUCUAUAUUGAAGCGGAAUAUGUUCUUUUCUCUCUUUUUUAUUAAACCAUCCUAGCAAAAAAAAAAA
Bemisia tabaci is the source of this 4068-nucleotide messenger RNA. It is a transcript of the gene Pino, whose product is annotated as protein pinocchio. The record is from RefSeq and is a predicted model, not a curated record. Lineage: Eukaryota; Metazoa; Arthropoda; Insecta; Hemiptera; Aleyrodidae.